AUGAAGAACAAUCAAGCACAGCAGGAUUGUAUACUGAGAAUGGAGAACCUCCGAGAGUACGCCGAAAAUGAUCAUGAGAGCUUGAAAUUGCAGCUAGCCGAUAUGAUGGCCCAGCUUCAGAUGAUCGAACAGUGUUUGUGGGAUGAGGCUGGGGAUGAUUGUACAACCUAUUGCAAGGAGUUGGCGUCUGGAGAAUCUGGAACUUGGACUCUUGCACUGGGGAAUUUUGAGGUACAAUACUUCAACCCCGAAGACAACGCCAAAGAAGUCACUAUCGCUCGUGCACUACGAAUCAUCAGGCUCCCAAGUAAUAUGCUAUCACAAUUCCUCACCGACACUCCUUCCUCCAUCAAGAUACCUCUAUUUCUGUUCCGGUAUCAAUUCUACCAGCAGGAUCAUGCAUAG
Morchella importuna is the source of this 405-nucleotide messenger RNA. RefSeq lists its product as uncharacterized. The coding region runs from base 1 to 405 and encodes 134 amino acids. Lineage: Eukaryota; Fungi; Ascomycota; Pezizomycetes; Pezizales; Morchellaceae. The record is from RefSeq and is a predicted model, not a curated record. The transcript is spliced from 5 exons.